Metarhizium album ARSEF 1941 is the source of this 1077-nucleotide messenger RNA. RefSeq lists its product as uncharacterized. The record is from RefSeq and is a predicted model, not a curated record. The transcript is spliced from 2 exons. Lineage: Eukaryota; Fungi; Ascomycota; Sordariomycetes; Hypocreales; Clavicipitaceae. The coding region runs from base 1 to 1077 and encodes 358 amino acids.
AUGGAAUUUGAAUUUGUCAUUGGCAGCCAGCCGCAGGAGCUCAAGGUCGACACCAGUCGUAAACUUCGAUCAUAUCUGUCCAAGCGGGCAUGGAGGGAACACCGCGCCAGGUACGAGCAGUCACGGAGCACGUCUGAGUCCUCGCCACUUAACACGUCCUCUUCGGUGUCGCAAAGCGAAGCCCAGCAUUCAAGCCGCGGGGGCACCGUAGACGGCGAUGCCAACCUUGCCACGCAAGCAGCUGCCACCAAGGCGAACCGCCGGAGGAGACACAAACUUCAGACGGUCACGUUUGAAUGCAUUGCCACUGGCCCGAUUGCGCCGCCACCACCCGCCUUGACAUGGGCGACCAUCCAGGAUAUUACUGGCGUCAGGGAGCUUGAUGAUUGUCCCGAGGACAGACUGCUCCAGCUGUUCGCCCAGAGCCUCGCGAGGUCCCCUCCUAUGGAUACGCACUUCGGGGGCGGUCGCGUAGAUCCCUUCAGAUCAUACCCAGGGCCAUGGCAGCCUUAUAUCCCUGCAUUGGCAGACCAUUAUAUCGUACAAAUGGCCAGAGACAUUCCUGAACUGGACCAGCCGGGCAACAGGGGCCUUCUGAGGUCCAGAUGGUUCCCUCUAGUUCUGUCUGACAACGCUCCGUUCCAGGUGGUCAUGCUACUUGCCGCAGCCAACUACGCCUCGGUCAACAACAUCAGCACUCUAGGGUGCCAUAUUCUCCGGAUGAAACAAGACGCCAUCACGGUCAUCCACAACACCUUCAAGGACGAAAGGAAGCUGGCCAGCGACUGCCUCAUCGGAGCCGUCGCCAAGAUGGCCAGCUUCGAGGCCAUGCACGGCGACGUGCUGUCUUACCAAACGCACAUGGCAGGCCUGGUGCGCAUGCUGGAACUGAGAGGCGGGCUAGACGCGCUGGGACUGGGCGGCCUGCUCCGCCGAAUUAUCGUAUGGAUAGAUCUCAACUCUGCGUUCCUGCUCAACGUCCCGCGCUACUUUCCCGGGACGACCUUCACUGGCGUCGAAGAAAAGGAGGUGACGGAGGUUGUCGAGCCCAACCCCGAACGAUUCAUCGCCGUCUAG